Messenger RNA from Mus caroli (Ryukyu mouse), 1418 nucleotides. RefSeq names its product sushi domain containing 3 (gene Susd3). The record is from RefSeq and is a predicted model, not a curated record. Gene Ontology annotation, cellular component: plasma membrane. NCBI's taxonomy places the organism in Eukaryota, Metazoa, Chordata, Mammalia, Rodentia, Muridae.
UGCAAGGGGUAGGCGGGACCGGACUAAAGUUCAACACUAGCGUCUUGGAGGGUGAGCCCUGGGUGUGGCUAGAGACAGCCACGCCUUCGAACGACCCGCCCCUCAAUUAAGUCCCGCCCCUCACCUCCGCAGGCUCCACAGAAUACUGCUGAGCGCUCAGGAUGCGCCGAACGUCUGCGACCCUUCGGGGGCGAGCGAGGCCGCGGUGGCGUGCUGGGAACACAACGCCUGUCCCAGUGAACCAGACAGGCACCUGUGCUCAGCUCCAUCCCCCACCUCAAGGCACCUUGCAAGUCGUCCGUGGAGAUGGCACGUCUCUGGGGACUGUGCUCAUAUUCCACUGCCCCUCUGGCCACCAGAUGGUGGGGUCUGGCCUCCUCACUUGUGCCUGGAAUGGGAGCACCGUUGACUGGUCUUCAGGAAGCCCUGUGUGCAAAGCUGUGCCACCGCAUGAGACCUUCGGCUUUAAGGUGGCAGUGAUCGCCUCCAUUGUGAGCUGUGCCAUCAUCCUGCUCAUGUCCAUGGCCUUCCUCACCUGCUGCCUCCUCAAGUGCGUGCAGAAGAAUGAGCAGCGGCGUGCUGACAGGACGGCACAGCUGUGGUACCAGCUGAGAGGCGAGGACCUGGAGACGGUACAAGCUGCCUACUUGGGCCUCAAGGGACACAACCACAAUAACAGCAGCAGCGUCGGUGGUGGCAAUGGUGGCCCCAGUGGUGGUGGCAGCAAGCCAGGGAUUCAGCACAGCCAGGCCCAUGACAACCACAGCUUCACCACAGACCCUGGUGACAUCAGAGAACAGUCUGGUGUGACCCACAGUGUGGACAAAGACCCUUGGACUUUCAGGAUGGGAACUCCGGGCCCUGGUGGCUGCUCCAGCUCUCCAGGCACCUACGUGAUGGUCCACGCGAUGAACUCUGCAGGGCUGGCCCCUGGAAAUCCUAGGAGGCCCAAAGUGUACCUUCCAGGGUGACCCCACUAGCCAGAGGUCUGCAAGUCAACAUUUGCCCAGCUGGACAUGGGCCAAGGCAGUCCCCUCCAGGUAUAGGGGGCCAUUGGGAGCCUAGCUGACAUUAAAGGCUGGGGCCCUAGCGGGGAGCAGUCUUUUCUGGAGGUCUCCUCUGUGGCUGUUACAGGACCUGCUCAUUGAACUGCUACUGGGGUGAUGUCCCGAAGAAGUCACCACAACCAGGGUUCUUUUAGAGAGACUGAAACAUUUUAAACAGAUAUAGUUUUGCACAGUAGACUAUGAAAAUAUUAAUAAAGUACUUUCAGCAAAACAGGUAGCCACCUUAUCAUCUUCUGGGGCAUGGACGCCCCGCCUGGAAGCCAGGGCCCCCAGAACUUCAUCUGUCAACUGUGGUGAGAGAAAUGGAUGUGUUUUCUUUGCAUAAAAACAUAAAGUGGGGUUGGAAGUGCA